AUGCGGCUUCUUGUCAUAUUAACCGUCUUCACUUUAACAUUCGCCGACUAUAAUAAUACCCAUGAUCUCUUCGCCCUUCAUCUCGAUCCCUCAGCGUCACCAGAGCACAUCGCACAGGCUCUCGGAGCCGGAGUCCAGCAUGAAGGCCCGAUCGGCGAACUUGCAGGCCAUCACAAGUUCUCUGUCCCGAGGGAGCGGAGAUUUGAGGUGGAGAGUCUGCUUGCCGACAUCUAUAAGAAGAAUGCUCUGCAGCAGAGGGGGGAAGACGUGCUCGAUGGGAAAAUCCUCUGGGCGCAGAAGCUGGCCUUGAAGAAGCAGAAGCGGUUGCAGAAACGGAUUCCACCGCCGCCUGAUACUAUGAACUAUCGAGAGGCUUCGCAGCAGAAGGAUGAUGACCCUCUUGCUGUGCAAACGCAGAAGAGCAUCGCUGAGACUCUGGGCAUCACAGACCCCCUUUUCCACAAACAGUGGCACUUGUUUAACACCGUCUAUCCGGGCCAGGAUACCAAUGUCACCGGCCUAUGGCUCGAAGGGAUCACGGGGGAAGGCACAGUCACGGCCAUCAUCGACGAUGGCUUGGACACGGACAGUGCAGAUCUCCGCGACAAUUACUAUGCGCGAGGUUCCUACAAUUUCAACGACAAGAACGACGAUCCGCGGCCCAGAAGCGCGCGCGAAUCCCACGGGACGCGAUGCGCUGGCGAAGUCGCUGCAGGGAAGAACAGCGUCUGCGGCGUGGGCAUGGCAUACGACGGCAAAGUGGCAGGACUGCGCAUCCUGGCUGGACUCAUCGAUGAAAGCGAUGAAGCAGCUGCCCUCAACUAUGCAUACCAGGAUAAUCAGAUCUACUCGUGCUCCUGGGGCCCCGUGGACGACGGCAAGACGAUGGAAGCUCCCGGGCCGCUAUUCAAGCGAGCCCUGAUCAACGGCGUGCAGAACGGCCGGCAGGGGAAAGGCUCGAUCUUCGUCUUCUCGGCCGGCAAUGGCGGAUUUAACGACGAUAACUGCAAUUUCGAUGGCUAUGCCAGCAGCAUAUACAGCAUCACGGUGGGCGCCAUCACCAGAGCAGGGAAGCAUCCCAGCUAUUCGGAAUCUUGCUCUGCGCUGUUGGUUGUGACAUAUGCGAGUGAUGUUGUUGGAUAUAUCAACGGCGGCGGUGAUGCGAUUUACACCACGGACAUUGGCGUUGAUGCAUGUACAGACGUCCACGGCGGAACCUCAGCCGCUGGGCCACUGGCUGCCGGAGCCAUUGCUCUUGCGCUGAGUGUCCGGCCAGAGCUCACAUGGCGAGAUGUGCAGUAUCUUCUGGUGGAGACUGCUGUCCAGGAAGGGGACGACUGGCAGGCGACGACGAUCGGGCGCAAGUUCAGCCACGACUGGGGAUACGGCAAAAUCGACGCCUAUGCCUUGGUGCAACGGGCAAAGGAGUGGCCGCUGGUGAAGCCACAGGCAUGGUAUCACUCGUCGUGGCUGAAGGUGCGUCGCGGCAUUCCGCAGGGCGCGCAGCAGGGCCUGGCAAGCACAUUCGAAGUGACUCGAGAGGCUAUCCAGAAGGCCAAUAUUGCCCGGUUGGAGCACGUCACCGUGACGAUGAACAUUAACCAUACGCGACGCGGUGAUAUCAGCGUCGAUCUGCGCAGUCCGGAGGGCAUCAUAAGUCACUUGAGCACGCCUCGCAGGCUCGACGACGAGGAAGCCGGCUACGUGGACUGGACGUUCAUGUCUGUUGCACAUUGGGGCGAAUCUGGUAUAGGCACCUGGACGAUCACCGUUAGAGACUCUGUCGUCAACGACUUCUCAGGUAUAUUUGUCGACUGGCGGCUCAAUCUUUGGGGCGAGGCGCUGGAUGCUGCGUCCCAGACCCUUCAUCCGUUUGCAGAUGAGGACGAAGACGCCGUUGCAGCCACGAUUGUGGAUUCAGAGGUUGGCCUACCUGUCAGUACAGGCCAGAAACCGCCAACUACUGCUAUCGACAGCCCGGAUAGAGGUCUGCAAGUCUGGAUCUACGCUACUCUAUCUCUGAUCAUCGCGUUCUGUAUUGCGUUUGGCAUCUACUUCUACAUCCAGCGGAGGAAACACUUUCGCCAUGACUACGAAUUUCAAAUAAUUAAAGACGAAGAUGACGAUGAGGAUGAAAAGAGCCAAGGCGAUGAACUCAAUGCCUUUGCCGAAUAA
Molecule: messenger RNA, 2175 nt
Organism: Rasamsonia emersonii CBS 393.64
Lineage: Eukaryota; Fungi; Ascomycota; Eurotiomycetes; Eurotiales; Trichocomaceae
Product: Pheromone processing endoprotease Kex2
Exons: 2
Coding region: 1-2175 (724 amino acids)
Biological process (GO): protein processing
Cellular component (GO): trans-Golgi network; Golgi membrane
Molecular function (GO): serine-type endopeptidase activity
Source: RefSeq, a predicted model, not a curated record